Molecule: messenger RNA, 3354 nt
Organism: Tremella mesenterica DSM 1558
Lineage: Eukaryota; Fungi; Basidiomycota; Tremellomycetes; Tremellales; Tremellaceae
Exons: 6
Coding region: 1-3354 (1117 amino acids)
Biological process (GO): regulation of transcription by RNA polymerase II; cell differentiation
Molecular function (GO): RNA polymerase II cis-regulatory region sequence-specific DNA binding
Source: RefSeq, a predicted model, not a curated record
AUGUCGGGUGAGGGACAACCAAGUCGAAGAUUGAAACGUCCCGUGGAUCCGGGACCGAGACUUGACCGUUUGACCGAAAACACCGAGUAUUCUAAUUCCUACGACUUGCUGGCGAGCACAUACAGCCCUACCAUCUUUUACCAACUUUACGUUCCUUUCACUUACUCUAUACAAGCUUUUCUCAACAAUUUUGUUCACCCUACUCCUCAACUCCGAUCCGCCCCGUCUUUUGAUCGUCCUUGUACGACACCGGCCUUACCUUCUCCUAUCCUCCUAACCGUCCCUUCCACUCUCCUGGUAAAACGCGUACCAAGCGUGAAACAAGAGCUUCUUCUACCCAUGUCCAGUUCUCCAGGAUCUUUCCCUCAAGUGGAAGACGAUACAGGAUAUUUCGAUAUGUCAACUAUGACUUCGAAUUCGAUUUCUCAUUCUAUUCAACCAAGUCCAUGGUCAGGAGAAAACAAACGACAAUCUUUGAAUCUAGCAACCCUGUCGAAUUCAUCAAAUUCCACUACAGUACCCGCUCCAGCUCCUUCAAACUUUAUUCCUAAUUCCGGAUGGUCAUCUCAUUCUCAUUCUCAUUCUCAUUCCCAAUCUCAAUCUCAAACUUUUUCUCCAGAUCCAACAUGGUCUUUCGACUUCUCUCAAACCACUCCACUUUUCUCACCUCAAGCUCCACCAUUCACUCCAGACACAGGAUCAAUAUACACCCCCGCUGCCAAUUCUUCAUGGUGUAACACAUUUUCUCCUCCAUUAUCAAUGUCAGAUUCCACUUUUACAUCUCUAAAUCAAGGAACAAAUACAACUCUCACUCCUCUUUUUUCAGAUUUCAUGCCACAGGUUCAAACUCCUAUUGAACUUCAACAAGAUUCUUCACAACAACAUUAUUUUUCUAGACCUGGUUUAAAUCGUCAUUUCUCAGCUUCAUUACCUACAAGACAGAGAUCAUCAACCAUAAUGAGUGUCUCAAGUCUUACACCUGAAACUCCUAAAACCGCUCAUAUGCCAUUAUCUUCAUAUCCAUAUCCAUCACCUAGAAACUCGACGUCUUCAACGAGUAGUGGUUUAUUUAGACGACAAUCGAUGGGUAAUCCUCAAACUCCAAAUUCUAUGAAUAUGGGAAUGGGAAUGGGGAUGGGGAUGGGGAUGAGUAUGGGAGGUAAAAGAGUAUUUCAUCCAAGUCCAGCGAUGAGUCCAAUGAUGGGAGGAGAUAUGUUAGAUUUACCUAUGGAUGGUGAAACUGCACAAGAGAAAAAACCACCUAGGUUUAAACCGACCAAAGAACAAUUGGACAUUUUGAUAGGUGCAUACGAACAGAACAAGAAUCCUGAUGCAGCUACGAGGGAAGCUUUGGCAAAGCAAUUGGGAUCGGAUGUUAAGCCAAAGACUUUACAAAUUUGGUUUCAGAAUAGACGCUCUAAAUCCCGCGCUAAAGAACGUGAUGCUCUUGUACCCAAAAUCAGUCUCAAGGGGAGACUCAGCCCUAUCUCCGCGCGUCUUGGUCCGGGAGCGGAUCCUGAGGCUUUGAAACAGUUGACACAUGAUGACGAUGCCAAUUUGAUCCUCUUACCACUUCGAGUCCUAUCCAUAGCAUCAUGGAUACGUUUCUUGAAUCCUGGUCCUUCCCAUUCCCCCGAUCUUGGAGGUUCCAUCCGUCUAACCCCUUCACCAACUCUCUUCCUCUACGUUGUCCAUAAAUCCGACACUUACAGAGUUACCAUACCUAUUUCACCUGACACGAUCUCUUCUUUGAGCGUAGCUACAAACCUUUCUGCAAGUCAAGAUACAGUGGCAGUUAGAUUUCAAUUAUCAGAAGGAUGUACAACUUUCCAUCAUUGGAGAAUUGGACCAAGUACACCUAAUCAAGAUUUUCUGAACAAUCCAGAAUUUUCUAUCAACCCUACUUUUUCCACAAAUUCCAACGUCAAUACUGGUCUUAAUGGUACAACUUCAAAUGUUUCCGAAACAAUGGGGAUGAAUGAACAUACUAUGAGUAUGUCAAAUAUUUCAACAGGUAUGGGAGAAACAAAUAUAGUUGGACUUGGACAAACUAUUAAUAAAGAAAACCAAAAUCAAAAUCAGAAUCAGAAUCAAGAAAUUGUUGGGAUAUGGGAACCAGUUUUAGAUUUCACAGAUGGAGAAGCUACACGUGGUGGUUUAUGUGAAUUAACAGGACCAAAAUCUGAUAUAUUACCACCUUUUACAGAGAUAAAUAAUAUUUUAAGAAAUUAUACAAUAAACGAAAAUUUCAAAAUUACAAAUUUAUCUUUUAUGAAUCCAAAUCAACAAAUUUCACCUUCGGAAUGGUCAACAUCAACCCCACCACCACCGCCUUCAUCUUGGAGAUUAUCAAAUCAAUCUUUAAAUUCAUUCCAACUUAAUGGGAAUUUCACUUCACAACAAGGUACAUCUGGUUUGACAUUUCAACAAAUCGGUAGUAAUAUGAACAAUGAUUUAAAUGUUAAUCAAGGUUUGAAUUUGAAUAAUGGGAAUAACGAUAAUGGAUUCAAAUAUGGUAAUUUGAAUUUGAAUUCAAAAAAUAUCACUCCUAUUCAAAGUCAACCACAAUCGAAUAGAUCUUCAAUAGAUUUCACAACUUUAUCAAUCGAUCCAAUGAAUCAAAGAGGUAGAAGUAUGUCUGCACCUAUCGUUCCUAAUACUUCUUAUGGAAUACCAUAUUCCAAUUCUAAUUCUCAUUCUCAAUCGAAUCAUAAUAUGGGGUUUACUGGUGGUUCAGGAUUCGGUAUGAAUGGAAAUUUCGGAAAUGGAAAUGGUAAUGGUCAUUACGGUUUAUUCGCAAGAGGUAGUUUACCUUUAAUUGAAAGUUCACCAAUAGGUUUAGAAUUCCCAAUUGAUUCUAUACCUCAACCAAAUGAUUUGAAUCGACACAAUAAUCAAUUGAAUGAUUUAGUAAGAAAUGAAGAAAUGGAUCAAGAUUUACAUCUUACAAUUCAAUCUUCUCAACCUUCCAGUACUCAAGUUGAUCUUCUCGGUCAAUCUAAUGGAGAUCAUGGAAUUGGUAUAGUAACCAAAGGUUCAGGAGAAGAAAUUGGAAAUUGGAGUUUACCAUUCACUUCUUCAAUUCAACAAUUCACUUCAUCUUCUUCUUCAUCAUCUACUUUAUUCCAACCUUCUCUACCAAAUCUUACAUCAUCUUCAACUUUACAAUCUAUAGGUCUUAAAACUCAAUCGAACGAUACGGGUUCUCAUAUGCCUUUCGAAGUUGAAGAGAGGAAAGAAACGAAUGAAUGGAAAGAAAAUACCGAAUCACCUUCUUUCGAUUUAGAUGAUUAUACUCAUUCUUCACCCGAGAUGGGUGUGAAAUCGGGGUAUGGAACCGUCGACGGUCUAUGA